Molecule: messenger RNA, 1071 nt
Organism: Aspergillus homomorphus CBS 101889
Lineage: Eukaryota; Fungi; Ascomycota; Eurotiomycetes; Eurotiales; Aspergillaceae
Product: proteasome assembly chaperone 3
Exons: 2
Coding region: 111-581 (156 amino acids)
Biological process (GO): proteasome assembly
Source: RefSeq, a predicted model, not a curated record
GGUUCACUUUGUCAGCUUCUCUACAUAACGCUAUUUGUUUGGACUCUUGCAAAUUAGACUUCUCGCGCUACCUUGAAGUAUAAUCCAAAUACACUUUGCUAGCUUUUGACAUGGCUGAAACUCCCAAUCUCGACUUCCUCCAGGAACCAAUGAACCUACCCUUCCCCGCAGUCACAAAACAAGCCGCUGGAGUUGUCAACGGUAUCCCCACUGAUGUCAUGCUUGUCAAAUUCAGUGACAAGAUUAUGGUGACUAUCUCUCAGAAAGGCCGACUCGGUCACUGGCUUCACGUCCCAUUGGAGAACAAGAAUCCCGGAACAGAAGGUUUCCACAGCAUCCCUGAUUCAUCCGAUGACAGUCUUCUUCCGAUUAGCAACUUGACCGCUACGUCAAUCCUAGGAGGUCGAGCUCCGGGCCACGAGAUUGUUGGUCAGUUGUACGCUCGUCAGAUCGCGAGUGCCAUUGUCACCAAGACGCCGGAUGAGAAGCGGUUGCUUGUUCUUGGCCUUGGGCUCGAGACUACCAACGCUGAUCGGGAUGUCUUCUUUGCUAUCAUUGAUUUGGUGCUUCAAUGCGUCUGAACGGUGAAGAGAAGAAGCAGGUCGACGGCGGCAUCUGCUAAGCCAAACUGAACCUAUGACCGUCCCACAUGGCUUAUACCUACCAAGGUGCCUUGGAAUCUCGGGUGGAGAACAAGCUGUGAAUAUGGUCACUUUAUCAAGCAUCUUGAACUGUGAUUCAUUCGACACCCAGCAGCUAGAGCUGGUCAGGGUCAAUGGACCAUCAAAGGGCUUGGGCCAGCAUACGUACGAUAACCGAGCUCGCGAGUCUGGUCCUUGAGGUGCUAAGGGAAGUCUGAAUUCGCAGAAUGGCCCGCGAUUGGUGGUCGAUCUAAUAAGAUAGUAUAUUCCUGGAGGAACGAGCUACAGAUAUCGACUCUGAGGAAGCAUUUGUCAUACUGCUGAGGAAGCAGUAUGGUUUGACAUUGGGUGUAGUGAUAUCGAUAUUCUGAAGCGAUUGUGCCUGCGUUCUCGGUGCAGCUUAACAAGGACAUUAUGGGACUUCGGCUUG